Xiphophorus maculatus (southern platyfish) is the source of this 14703-nucleotide messenger RNA. RefSeq lists its product as uncharacterized. NCBI's taxonomy places the organism in Eukaryota, Metazoa, Chordata, Actinopteri, Cyprinodontiformes, Poeciliidae. Gene Ontology annotation, molecular function: protein binding. The transcript has 59 exons. Bases 40 to 14346 code for a protein of 4768 amino acids. The record is from RefSeq and is a predicted model, not a curated record.
UACAUUAAAGAGAUUUUAAUCCCAGUCUCAGUGUGAAAGAUGGGAUUGCUGGGAGCAAUAGGAUUUUCUUUAGCUUUGGUUUCUCUCACACAGAUACAUCAUUGUAGUGCAGGAGCGUGUAAAAUUUUAUCAGUAAAGUCAACAACUGCCUCUUCCAUUUCCGUAAAAUGGGAGAGUUAUCCAGGAGCAACAAGCUAUAUGUUGGACACCAGAAAGAAAAACUCGACGGAUACGGCGCCGAUUGUCCUUGUAUCAGGGGCGCAGGUGACUGAGAGGAACAUCCUGGGUCUCAGUCCUGGAACUGAGUACAAUGUGACUCUUAAAGUGAUUAAUUUUUUAAGUGUGAGCUGUGUGACGUCAGCGUUGGUACUCUCAGUACCUGAUGCAUCACACAUUUUAGAAGGCUGGCCACAGUCAAGUACCUCCAUUACUGUAAAAUGGACAGCAGUACCAUCUGCGCAGUACUACAUCCUGCAGGUGUCCUCCCAGGUUACAGGGAAUAUGCUAAACUUCACCUACACCAACACCACAGCCACGGUGACAAACCUGCGGCCCACCACCAACUACGACUGCUACGUUUAUACGGGAAACCAGGCAGGCUUGGGAAACAGAAGCAACGUCAGGACCAUCACAACGUUGGUGCAGCCUCCUGUUGGAGUUGAAACAACACAAACCAAUGUUGAAACAGUGAGAGUUACGUGGACACCGGUGGUAAACGUCCUGAUGUACCAGGUCACCAUUCGGAACCUUGAUGAACCCAACAUGAAGCCUUCUGUGUACAAUGUCACAAACACCAACCUGGACAUCAACGGCAUCCGCCCAUGCUCCAACUAUCUGAUAUCCGUGUCCUCGUUCAGCAAGUUCCUGGUGCUGAGUGAGCCCACAAACCACAACUACAGCACCAACAAGUUGGCACCAGUGUCAUCUGUAUCGGUGGAUUACUCCUGCACCACAAACUCCGCCGUAGCUUCUUGGUCGUCUGUCUUUGGAGCCAACUCCUACAUCGCCACGGCAGUGGACGGAAACGGAUCAGAGAUUCAGUGCACGAGCCAGAGCACCAGCUGCACCAUCGGCGGACUGACAUGUGGCCAACAGUACAAGAUGCAAGUCAUACCCGUGUCAAACAACUGCAAGAACUGGGUCAACGCCACUUCAGCUUCGUUUCAGACCGUAUCCUGCCCUCCUGGCAACCCGAUGUUGUUGCGAGAAUGUAGCAGCAACGUCAUUAUCUUCUCAUGGAAUCACACAAGCGGCAUAGAUUUCUACAUGGCCCGGGCAGAAGACUCAAAGGGAGAGGUCUUGAACUGCCUGACCGAAGACAACUCAUGCUACUUCACACAGACGACAUGUGGUCGACGGUAUCAGUUCACCGUACUCUCCAUCACAAAGGGCUGCAGGAGUGGCGUUAGCUCGACUGUUGACGUUCAAACAGCGCCAUGCAUUCCCGAGAAUUUGCAGACUUACCCCAGCUGCAGCAGUAAUAGUAGUGUUCUGGUCAGCAAGUGGGACCACGCUGAGGGCGCCUUGCGGUACAACGUUGAGGCUCAGGGAAACAUCCGAAACAGCAGCUACAACUGCAGCUCACAGUCCAACAGCUGCGCCAUGGAGGGCGUCCUCUGUGGAGAUCAGCUGACCAUGACCAUCACGGCGUACGACAACGAAUGCGCCAGUGCUACAAGUUUGGGUUCUCCUGCUGAGACAGUCCCAUGCAUCCCCCAGAAUGUGUUGGCUACCAAGGAAUGCGGGUCCAACUCCAUCAGGGUGUCGUGGAAGAUGAACAGUGGAACGGCUUUCUACACUGCUAUUGCAAAGUCCAGUGACAAUGUGAUUGGCAGCUGCAACUCCAUUUCUCCAUCCUGCACCAUCACCGGCUUGAAGUGCAGCAGCAACUACACUGUCUACGUCAUUGCCUCAAACUUUAUCUGCAACAGCUCAGAGAGCGAGAUGGUCACCUUACAGACAGCCGCCUGCGCUCCAGACAACGUCGCCACCGCCCUGGACUGCGCCUCCAGCGCAGCUCUGAUUUCCUGGCGGUGGAGCUCGCCCAUAAACUCCUUCACUGCCACCGUCACUGAUGAGGUUUAUGAAUUGCUCAGCUGCAGCUCCAACACAACCAGCUGUAAAGUUCCCAACCUGAGAUGCGGCCGCCUCUACAAAGUCUCUGUGUUUCACAACGACGCUACCAGCUGCUCCAGCAUCCCGUCUCAGCCCAUCUACAUGGAGUCUGUUCCUUGCGGUCCGUCUAACGUCCAGGUAAACUUGAACUGUACCUCCGGUGCCAUGAACAUCAGCUGGGACGCGCAGAGAAAAGCACAGGGCUACAUCGCCGUAAUCUCAGGCGCAAACAAGACGACGACCCAGUACAACACCACACAACCCGGGCUGCUGAUUGGCUCACAGGACUGUGGGCAGCAGUACACAGUGAAGGUGAUGUCCUUCAACCAGAGCUGUGUCAGCUUUUCUUCACAAACAUACUUCAAAGAAGCGCCGUGCGUGCCCACUAACGUGUUGGCAAACAGAAGCUGUGGGCAGAAGUUUGUGGAUGUGGCGUGGCAGUCGAGCCGCGGAGCCCAGAACUACACCGUGACGGCGGUGGACGGGCAAGGCAGCCGUUUGACAUGUGUCUCCACGGAAACGUCGUGCCGGCUGGACGGUGUAAAGUGCAGCAAUAUUUACAAUGUCAGCGUGGUCGCCAUGGACGACUUGUGCAGCAGCAUGAGGAGCACACCAGUGAAACUAACCAUAGAGCCUUGCCCUCCUUCUCAGCUCACUGCCUCCAUUAACUGCUCUGAUAACUCUGCCAAGUUAAGCUGGGGCAGCAGCCCCAACGCUGCGUCCUACACUGGAAAGGCGAGCAGCUCGGACGGACACACGGUGACCUGUGACCCUGGCCUGACACUAGGAUGCCAGCUGAAGGGCCUGCAAUGUGGCAAACAGUACAGCUUCACCGUGUCGGCGUCAGACGGUGACUGUCGAACCGUAGACAGCCAACCAGUCAAUCUCACAACUGCCCCAUGUGCUGUUCAGGGCGUAAUCACCCAGCUGAACUGCAGCACCAACGAUCUGAGCAUCAGCUGGACGCCUGGAUCCCUCCCGGUCAACUACAGCACCAGCGCCGUGUCUGCUAGCGGCUCCGUGCUCCGCUGCUUCACUGCCGACUACAGAUGCACUUUAGCCGGCUUGCAGUGCGGUCACCGCUACACCGUGAGUGUGAAGCCCAUCAGCAGCACAUGUGAAGGCCUGAGCAGCGUCCAGCAGAUUGUGAAUGCAGUCCCGUGUGUCCCAGUGAACGUCCAAGGCAACGUGGAGUGCUCCACCAACACCCUGCAGGCGUCCUGGGCUGCAGCUGCUGGAGCUACAAACUACGUCUCCACCCUGACCGGACCGGGAGGCGUCUCCACUUCCUGUCUGACCACCAACCAGAUCUGCUCUUUCCCCAGUCUGCGAUGCGCUCAGACUUAUAAUUUCAGCGUGGUGGCCAUCAACGACAGGUGCAACAGCACAAAGAGCAGCACUGUCUCCGCAAAAACUGCUCCAUGUGACCCUGCAAACGUCACCGCGUCUCUGAACUGCCUCUCUGAAGUGGCGACGGUGACGUGGAGCGCCAGCGCCGGAGCGAACUUUUACACGGCCGUCGCUCAGGCCGGCGGACUUGUGGACUCCUGCAACUCGACCGGAACAUCGUGUGAGCUGAGCAAGCUGCAGUGUGGAGAGAAUUACACCAUCACCGUGCUGGCCGGGGACGCCAAGUGCAACAGCUCCAUUCUGGCCAAAACCAACAUAGUAACGGCUCCCUGCACUCCAGUGAUCAAGAAUUACUCUUCUUACUGCGUCACUAACAACACUUUGGUUUCCUGGGUUGAGGAUAAGGACGCCGUCAGCGUAGCGGUCAAUGCUACGUCCGACCGGGGUCACUCGCUGUCCUGCAGCUCUUCCACCAACACCAGCUGCAUUCUGGGUAACCUGCUGUGUGGACACACCUACACGGUCCAGGCUGUCGCUACCGGAGUCCAGUGCACCAGCAAACCCAGCUCUGCUUUCCAGAUUUUCACAGCGCCUUGCACCCCGGCCAACGUGGAGUACCAGUACUACUGCGGAUCUGGGAUUGCUCUGGUGAGCUGGGACGAGGUCCUGGGCCAGGACAGCUACUAUGUUCGCGCCCACACAGGCGGCCAUUCCGUCUCCUGCAGCGCCAGCCAGAACACCGACUGCUCUCUGCCGCCGCUGCGAUGCAGCCGCAACUACCAAGUAGACGUCAUCGCAAUGGCUAGCAACUGCAACAGCAGCAUUCCUGGAGUCACUCACAUACAGACCGCUCCUUGCGCUCCCACCAACCUCAACGCGUCCCUGUUGUGUAAGAACAACACGGCGGAGGUGAGAUGGCAGCCUAGCGACGGAGCGGUACUGUACAGCGUGACGGCGACUGGACGAGACGGCGACCUGAAGCUCUGCACCACAAACACCUCCACUUGCUUAUUACCCAACAUGCAUUGCUCUCAAACCUACAUGAUCAUCGUCAGCCCCUCCUCAAACCAGUGCAAAGGCCAAGACACGCAGCCAUACACCUAUCAAGCAGGCUCCUGUCCUCCUACAAACAUCCAAGCAUCUUUGCAGUGCGCUGGUAACGUGGGUCGUGUGACCUGGGAUGCUGCGCUGCGAGCCGAGACGUAUGACGUUACGACCGUGCCCUCCGUCCUGGACAAACACGUCCACAGCUGCUCCACCGACGGAACCAACUGUUCGCUCACGGAUCUGAAAUGCGGUGAGACGGUCGCCAUCACCGUGGCAACCAUAGAGAGAGGCUGCCGGAGCGAACCCAGUGAUCCGCUCAUGUUCAAAACAGUGAUCUGCCCGCCCACCGCUGUGGCUGCUGUGACAACUUGCAGCAACAACAACAUCACCGUUAGCUGGGACCUGAGUCCGGAAACCGGAGCUCAGUACUUCAUUCUCUCCCAGAAGGACGGCGGGUCGGUCGCCAACUACUCAUCGUCUCAGCCGUUCCGCGUGAUCAGCGGGCUGCGCUGCGGCGAGAUGUACAUGUUCAAGGUCGCCGCGGUGAACUCUGAGUGCAGCAGUGUCUUCAGCAAGCAAAUCGAAGCUGAAACAGCUCCUUGCCCUCCCAGCAACCUGACUGUAAAAACUGAAUGCGGCACCAAUCUGGCGACUUUGAGCUGGGCUCCCAGCAGAUACGCCGUUUCCUACACCGCCACCUUCACCGGUACGCACGGUCACGUGGUUUCCUGCUCUACCAACACAACCAGCUGCUCCGUAAAGGUGGACUGUGGACGCCAGUACUCCGCCGUCGUGGUCGCCUCCACUGUAACCUGCAACAGCAGCCGAUCAACUGCUUUGACCUUUGUCUCAGCUCCAUGUCUGCCUGACCAGGUGGAAGCAGAGCUCAACUGCACGGCCAACUCCUUCUUGGUGCAGUGGAGAGGAACAAUCGGUGACAUUGGCACGUACACGGCCAUCGCCAUCGGCAGCGACAACACGCGUGCGAGUUGCGACUCGGCCGGCACUCAGUGCACCAUCCAGAGGUUGAAAUGCGGCGUCCUGUACAGCAUCGUCGUCACCACGGCCUCCAUCGACUGCGGGACCAUAUAUGGCUCAGACUACCAGAUUUACUCAGCUCCCUGCAAACCAGCCAACGUCUCAGUGAAUCUGGAGUGCAGCACCGACGUGGCGAUGGUCACCUGGGAGAACUCGGGUCCGGAUCAGCGUCAGGUGGUGACCGCCGUGGACAGCAGAGGACAGACCAGCGUCUGCAACUCCAGCAGCUCCAACUGCACCUUCCACCAGCUGCAGUGUGGGAAAAAAUACGCCAUCAACGUCGUCGGCUACACCAACUCCUGCAGCAGCGAACCCGCUGCUGCUAAGGAGCUCAGCACCGCUCCCUGCAUCCCCACCCACGUCAAAGUGAGCGUGGACUGUGAGAGCGGCAUCACGGCUGUGACGUGGGACGACGCGCUCGGCGCCACUUCGUACACUGUCUACGCCCGGGGAAGCCGCGGCUACAAAGCCCAGUGCGACAGCGCGAGCAUCGACUGCGACUUCGUCAACCUGGAGUGCGGGCAGGACUACAACAUGACAGUGAUGGCUCAGCAUGACACCUGCGUCAGUGCGCAGAGUGAAGCCAUCACCGUCAGCUCAGAUCCGUGUCCCUACAGCGGCUUGCGGACGUCGCUGGACUGUAACACCAACGCAGUCUCUGUGUCUUGGACUCCUGGCAGCGGCAUCCUCUACUACAACGUCUUGGCCGAUUCUUUUAACACGGCGGAAGAGAAAAGCUGCUCGACCAACGGCUCGUCCUGCAACAUCACGUCUCUGAGCUGCGCCGACAGCUACAGAGUCAGCGUCAGUGGGCAGGGACAGAACUGCCCCAGUCCGAACCAGAACUGGAACAGAAUAGACACAGCUCCGUGUCCUCCCACCAACCUCACGGUCAGCUCUUCCUGUACAUCCAACAACAUCUCGGUGUCGUGGCAAGACUCGCAGGGUUCCAUGUCCUACAUGGCCGUGGCUGAAAAUAGAAAUGGUCGCAAGUGGUCGUGCAACACAAGCAGCACCACCUGCCAGAUACUUAAACUGCUGUGUGGACAGAAGUAUGACGUUUAUGUCGUCGGCAUCGAUUCAACCUGCUUUGGAGCCAAGAGUGAAAUAAAAACGAUUCACACUGCUCCAUGCGUUCCAGAGAACAUUGAGACACAUCUCGACUGUCCAUCUGGAGUCCUCAACGUGACCUGGGAAUCCACAGGCUACUUCACACGCUUCCAGGCUUCCGUAGUUAGCAGCAAGGGCCAUGUCAACAUCUGCACCACGGAAAAGAAUUACUGCGUGGUGCAAAAUAUGGAGUGUGGGACGACGUACGAUGCGACAGUGACGGCCCAGGAUAAGGCCUGCAACAGCUCCCACAGCCCUGUGAAGCAAGUUAAAACAGCUCCCUGCCCACUGUCGUCCUUCCAUCCUCGUGUGGACUGCAGCAGCGGCGUUGUCUCCGUCACCUGGAACAACAGCGUCUCAGGGGUUGUGUACACCGUCUCUGCGGUUGAUGAGGAAGGUCGCGCUCAUAACUGCAGUGGCACAAACAGUGGCUGUAACAUUGACACCCUGCAGUGUGGGACAGAAUACAACGUCUCCAUCACGCCGUCCUGGGAUGCAUGUGUGGGCCGGGCCAGCGCCACAGCGCUGAUAUCAACAGUUCCCUGUGUGCCUCAGUUGUCGGGCGUGGAGAUCGACUGCCUGACAAACUCAGCCUGGGUGAUGUUCGAUGAGUCUGACGGCGCUGAAGGAUACGUCAUCGUCACAACAGACAGCCAGGGCGCCAUCCAGACGUUCGAGUGCAACGACACGUCGGAUGGGAUGUGCGCUCUGCCGACGUUAGCCUGCAGCCAGAACCUCACCUUUACCAUGAAGGCCCGGAACGAAGCGUGCAUCAGCGCCGCCAGCAACAACGUCACCACAGAAACAGCGCCGUGUCCUCCUCAGGGCAUAAGGGAAACCAUAAACUGUGACGACGGAACCCUGUCAAUCAGCUGGUCAGCUGUUCCCGGGGCGAUAACGUACACGGCCACGCUUGAAGAGCUGAAUGGCGGCAUGCCACGCUGCUGCACAUCGUCUGCUACCGGGUGCGACAUCGAAGAACUGCCGUGUGGAGAGAUGUACAUCCUGCAUGUGACAGCCGAGGGUCGGACCUGCAACAGCUCCGAGAGUGACGGGAUCAUCACAAGGACAGUGGCGUGCGUUCCAGAGAAUCUCCAAGCCGAUCUGAUCUGCAGCAGCAAUGUGGCGUUCAUGUCGUGGGACUACAGCCCCGGCGGGCAGCUCUACACCGUGACGGCGGUGGGCGCCGGCGGACACGUGUCCGUGUGCCGGUCGCCUGAUAACCAUUGCGAUCUGACGGACCUGCGGUGUGGAGAGCUUUACAACGCCACAGUGACCGCCGAGGACGUACACUGCGAGAGCAAACCCAGCGACAGCGUGACGAUCAAGACUGUACCAUGCACUCCUGAGAACACGUCCUCUGUGAUGGACUGUAAGGCCAACUCUCUCAUCGUCUCCUGGUCUGAGAGCGCAGGCGCCGACUCCUACACCGCCACGCUGGAGGACAGCAACGGCCAGAGCACAACCUGCCAGGGAACAACCAAAGGAUCGUGCAGCGUGAGCGGACUCGGCUGCGGCCAGAUCUACCACGUGUCUGUGGUCUCCUCUGACGGAUACUGCAACAGCCCGCCCACAGACGUGCUGGACACUCCCUCAGUGCCGUGUAAACCCAGAAACAUCAAGGCGGCGAUGGACUGCUACACGAAAACAGCCCAGGUGUCCUGGUACCCGAGCGACGGCGCUCUGUCCUACCUGGUCGUCGCCUCCACUGCAUCGGGCCACAAUGUCACCUGCGAGACCACCAACACCUCCUGUGAGCUGGAGGGGCUGCGCUGUGGUCAGAGCUACUCUGUGUGGAUGAAAUCAGUGGGAGAAACCUGCAGCAGCAGCGCCAACAUGACCGGAGAGCUGCUGACGGAACCAUGCAUUCCUGAGCAUAUCACCGGUCUGUACAGCCUGGCUAUCGGUCAGGUUGAGUGGGACAAGGCGGUCGGUGCCAAUAACUACACUGUGACCGCGGAAACGGAGCAAGGCCUCACAGCCACCUGCACCACCAGAGACAACUUCUGCACAUUGUACAACAUGGACUGUGGCCAGGUGUACAACAUCACCGUCACGUCGCACAGUGACGUGUGCAAAGACGUGUCUGUCUCUACAGAACACGUCACUAUUGUAACAGAGCCGUGUCCGCCUAAAAACGUGGAGACCAACGUGAACUGCCAGGAGGAGCUGGGGACUGUGUCAUGGGAGGCCAGCUGGGGCUCCGUGGGCUACGAGGUUCAGCUCGCAGGGCGUGACGGCCAUUCGCUGACCCGCCACACAAACACCACGUUCUGCGACGUCAAAGACCUGCACUGCGGGGUCAUCUACUACACCAACGUCAUUGCCAUUGGGGAGAACCUCAACAGCAGCAAGUCCACCACUGUGCUCCUGACUGCAGCUCCCUGUACAGCCGGCGAUGUGGCGGCUAGCUACGACUGCCACAACAACACAGCAGAAGUCUCCUGGAGCUACAGCGCGGGCGCCAGCUCCUACCGGGUCACUGCUGUGUCGCCAGACGGGUACCGGACCUCCUGUGAGACGGGUGAGCUCCAGUGUGAACUGUUGGAGCUGGAGUGCAGUCAGACGUACAGCGUCACCUUCACAACCAUCAGCGACCAAUGCCAGAUUGAGACGCACACCAACGUUUCCUUCAGCACAAGCCCCUGUAAGCCGCUGCGUGUCGGAGUGGACCUCCGGUGUGGGACGAGUACAGCCGACAUGUUCUGGGACGAAGACGACUAUGUGGAGCUCUUCAUGGCCACUGCCACCAGCAGCGAGGGAAUGAUCCUGCAGUGCAACUCCACCAACUCCACCUGCCGGUUUCCGGACCUGGACUGUGGAGAGAAAUAUGUGUUUUCUGUCACUGCGUACAGCAGCAUGUGCUACAGCGUAGAGGGCAACUCUGUGGAGAUCCAGACAGAACCUUGCCAGCCAGCUGGCCUGUCGGUCAUCGGAUCGUGCCAUGAUGAGACGGUUACGGUGAGCUGGGACGAGGCUCCCGGGGCAGCGGUGUACGUAGUCACAGCCGCCGGACAUCUGGGCUACGUUUCCACUUUCCAAGCCAAUGAAACGUGGAUAGAAACCAAUCUGCCCUGCGGACAGCUGUUCACUUUCACCGUAACGGCACAAGAUGAUCGCUGUCAGAGCGCCGUGAGCCAGCCUGAAAAAUACAAAACAGGUCCCUGCACCCCUGAGGCCCUGCAGAGCUACAGGGGCUGCGAGGACAGCCUCGGCUCCGUCAGCUGGAGCAUGUUCGCAGAUGCAGAGUCGUACCUGGCUGUGGCGGUGGGGAAGGACGGCCACACCCACCAGUGCGCCUCAAACACCACCAGCUGCACAUGGGACGACCUGCACUGCGGCGAAAUUUACACCAUCAACGUCGUCGCGCUCGACUACCAUUGCACCAGCCUGCACAGCAACAGCACGACUAUUCGGAUGGCACCUUGCAUACCUCGAGAUUUGAAAUCAUCCUUUAACUGCACUACAAAGGUUGGAUCGCUGACCUGGAAUGCGAGUAAAACCGCUGAGUUUUACAUUGUGACGGCAGAGACCAACAGCGGCCACAAAGUGCAGCUGAGCACCAACGACACCUGGGCGUUCAUUUCCGAGUUCCUGUGCGGUCAGCAGUACUUCCUGUCUGUUCAGGCGGCAGACUCGGUCUGCACCAGUCGCCCCAGCCAGCCUUCAAAACUGUUUUCAGAGCCCUGCCCGCCCACCGAAGUGCACAGCGUCUUGAACUGCCUGUCGAACAUCGCUCUGCUGUCGUGGACCGGCUCGGCGGGGGCGGAGUUCUACACCGCCACGGUGAUGCCAGAAGACGGCCAGCCGAUGAGCUGCGCGUCUGAAAACGCGCAGUGCGCCAUUCCCAACAUCCCGUGUGGGAAGCGCAACCUAGUGACGGUUGUCGGUUCCAACGGCAUCUGUGAUUCUGACCACAGCAUGUCUGACAUACUGCAGUCGGUCCCUUGCGUUCCCACUGACGUGCGAGUGACGAUGAACUGCUCCACAAACGAGGCGGUCGUGUCCUGGAGUGCCAGUGAUGGCGCUCUGUUUUACAAAGUGGUCGCAGUAAGCACACAGGGAGCCGAGUCCAACUGCGCCACAGAAGAAACAAAGUGUGCGCUGACCAACCUGACCUGCGGACAGCGGUACCACGUCCAGGUGGUGGCGCAGGACAACAUCUGCUCAAGCUUACCAAGCCCAGCUGUCGCGUUUGAAUCAGUUCCCUGCACGCCCAGCAUUGGCUUUGUGAUUUUGGACUGCUACACCAACUCUGCGCUCCUGGAGUGGAUGUAUUCUGAGGGCGCCUUGAACUACACGUCCACUGCCCGGUCCUCUGGCGGCCAUGUUUCCAGCUGCACCACCAGCCUCACCAACUGUGAGCUGGAGAACCUGCAGUGCGGCCAGACCUAUGCGGUGGCAACUGUGGCGUCAAACGAUCAGUGCAGCAGCCCACCCAGCGCCACGCUGCAACUGGAGUCAGUGCCCUGUCCUCCUGAACACAUUGUGGCCAGUCUGGACUGCGACAGCAACGUAGCUCGGGUGGAGUGGCAGGCCAGCAGCGGCGCAGACUCCUACAUCGUCCAAGCUUUCGGCGUGCAGGAACACGAGACCAACUGCUCCACAGACUCCCAGUCCUGCAUCCUGUCCAACCUCAUGUGCGGCUUCACCUACAACGUCAGCGUCCUCGCCGUUAACGGCGCGUGCAACGUGUCGCAGAGCGAAGUGCAGCAGCUCAAAGCAAUUCCCUGUGUGCCUGCGCUGGUGGAGGCCCGAGUCGUGUGCGAGUCCGGCGGCAUCAUGGUCUCCUGGGAGCAGAGCACAGGCGCCUCGUCGUACGCCACGGUGGCGCGCGGCGGCGGCGGCUUGGUCUCAACAUGCAACAGCUCCUCAACCACGUGUCUGCUGGACGACGUCCUGUGUGGCCAGAACUACUCCAUCACCGUCAUCGCAUCGGACGACAUGUGCAGCAGCGCCAAGAGCUCAGCCGUGGAGAUCGACACAGCGCCGUGUGUGCCGCAGAAAGUGACGGCGCAGAUGUUGUGCGGCAACAACACCGGCGUGGUGUCAUGGGCAGAAGACAAAGGCGUCCAUUCGUACCACGUUCAAGCUUUGGGGCCCGACGGUCACAAAAUAUUCUGUGACAGCGUCAAAAACAGCUGUCAGCUUCCCAGCAUGCAUUGUGGCCAGACCUACAACCUGACAGUGACGGCUCAAGAUGGACGCUGCGACAACAGCAACGCCUACCUCGACCUAAAGUCUGUUCCUUGCAAGCCCACGAAUGUCGGCGCGUCCCUCCGCUGCCUCUCGAACUCGGCCGCGGUGACCUGGGAGUGGGCCAGCGGCGCGCUCUCUUACGUUGCGGUCGGCGUUACUACAGACGGGAAACACAGAGCCAGGUGCAACAACACGAUGACCUACUGUGACCUGAGCGACCUGCAGUGUGGACAGACCUACAGCGUCAGCGUGUUCGGCCUGGACGAGUCCUGCUCCGGCGUGGAGAGCAACCAGACUCUCGUACGGACAGCUCCAUGUCUGCCUCAGAACGUGACAGUCGAGGCUAAAUGUGCUGAAAAGGCGAUGGUCGUCUCCUGGGCCCCCAACCCGGACGCCCAGUACUUCCAUGUAGCCGUAGUGAGCAGCACCGGCGCCAGGCUGUACUGUAACUCCAGCACCAACUCCUGCACCAUCGGCGACCUGCCCUGUGGGCAGCGCUACAACGUCACAGUGAUCUCCGUUAGAGACGCCUGUGAGAGCAAACCGAGCGCCGUGGUGCCGACCUGUUCAGCUCCAUGUGUUCCCACGAAGCCUAAUGGCCACCUGGACUGCGUGUCAAACUCAGCCUGGGUGUCCUGGACCGAAUCGCAGGGCGCCAGCAGCUACUACGUUCUGGCCACGGCGGCCAGCGGCCGUAACUCCAGCUGCACCUCCUCGUCCUCCCUGUGCGAAGUCGCAGAUCUGAAAUGUGGGACUCUCUACACCUUCCAUGUCACGGCAGUCAACAAGCAGUGCAGCAGUAAUCACAGCAGCACCUUUGAGAUUGAGACAGGUCCUUGCGCUCUAGAGAGAGUCACUGCAACACCUGCAUUCAAUAACGACACCAUCCUGGUUGAAUGGAAGCAAACGCUGGACUCGCCGCUCUACCUGGUCACAGCUGAAGCCGAAGAUAAAUCCGUCAUUUCCUGUAACAGCUCGUCAAACCAGUGUGUCCUCCAGGAUGCCCGGUGCGGCCAACACUACAGCGUCAUCGUGUCGGCUUCCUCAGACAAGUGCAGCAGCCUAAGAAGUCCCCCGACGAAGAUCAAGACAGCUCCCUGCGUGCCGAGCAAUGUGACAGUGGUGUCGCAGUGCCAGGACAGAGGGGCCGUGGUUUCCUGGGAGAAAUCGUUGGUGGCCACAUCGUACCGGCUGACGGCCAGAGGACAAGAUGGCCACGUUGUGGCCUGCAACAACACGGCCAACAACUGCUCCCUGUCUGCCCUGCACUGCGGCCAGGCGUACGGCGUGAGCAUCACCGCCGUGGGAGAAAACAGCACCAGUUACCCCAGCAACGAUACCUUCAGAACAGUGCCUUGCGCUCCGUCUAAUCUCGCCGUGGAUAUCGACUGUCAGACCAACUACGCCCGGCUGUCUUGGGCUCACACCGACGGCGCUGUGAAGUAUUUCAGCCGCGUGUCGUCUGCGGCUGGCGAAGCCUUUUACUGCGACAGCAGCAACACUUCCUGCACACUGAAAAACCUGCAGUGUGGCGGCAACUACAACUUCACCGUUACAGCCUUCGACGGGGCCUGCAACAGCUCGGAAAGCAAACCUCUGCAGGAAGGAGCAGCUCCAUGCCCACCGUCUCGCCUGAAUGUCCGGAUGCAGAGGAUCAAACUAACGUUCUGGGCCAUGAUAUCCUGGGACAAAGUCAACUGUUCAGGCGUCGAGUAUUUGGUUGAAGUGAGAGGCUGGAUCAGAAACGACCCGCUGACCCUGAUGAAAGUCUCCUCCUACUGGCAGCCCAGGCCGUACUUCGAGCUGCCGAUGCCUUGCAGCUCGGCUUUCAACGUGACCGGGUUCUCCAGAAACUCUGGAGGCGUCAGCAAGCCGUCCAGAAUCUACACAGGAACCACAGAGCCUUGUGCGCCGCAAAGGGUUAAAUACAGUGGGAACUCGACGUCGGCCAUCUUGUCCUGGGACGCGUCGGUGUUGGCCACCAUGUACACGGUCUACAACGUGUCGGGGGGAAGCUGGGUGAAGCUGUGCAACACCACGGGACUCUCCUGCCAGCUGACCAACUUCAACCCUGCUGCCACCACAGUAACAGCCAGCAACGCUGUCGGGGAAAGCAACCCGAGCCAAAACAUAACAGGUCCAGUCAGAGCACGCAGGAGACGAGAUCUGCAACCCGAUCAACUCGACAGCGAUGAAGAAGAAAGUCUGGAGACCCCAGAGGUUUUGGCCGUGACAGCGAGCGGCGGGUCCUUGUAUGUGAAGUGGAAGAUGGUGGACGGAGCGACCGAAUACGAGCUUGUCAUUGAAGAGGAGCAAAACGCGGCGCAGACGACUCCGCUGCCGAGAGUGAGGAACGUAGGCGGGGAUUUUUACACAGAGACUGGCCUCAAACCCGUGACCAGCUACUGCGUCAGAGUGGCAGCAAAGGACGGCCUCAACCGGAGCAACUUCUCCUGGCCGACCUGCAGGAAAACCGGCGCUUCGUAAAGAAACCAAUUACUGUAGAGACUGGAUGAAAGAGUUUUAUCUGGGGUAAAAAUGGUUUUUCCACUACGUAGCAUCCAUCACAGAUUUUCUUUUCUGGUUUGUGCUCAAAGAACUUUAGGAAGAUAACUGAUUGCUUUAAUAAUCUAAACAUGUAGCCAUUCAUAGCUGUCUAAAUGUGUUGCUGAAGCCAUAUUUAUCAAAAGAAUUGUUUAUUUUUAAGAUAGGUUAAUACUUUUUUUUUUGGAUGAUUGUUAACUCUUAAAAACUCAGUAAACCUGAUAAUUUAUCAAGAAAUAUCCUUUAAAUGUAUAUUUUCUUGGUGACUUACCUGCUCAGAUGAUGAAAUAAAAAGAAAUC